This is a messenger RNA of Effrenium voratum, 1158 nucleotides long. NCBI's taxonomy places the organism in Eukaryota, Dinophyceae, Suessiales, Symbiodiniaceae. The record is from the annotation of a GenBank genome assembly.
AUGAUCCUUACCCUUGCCGUCUCCGGAUACCGAUCCUUGAGGGAUCUUGUUCUGCCGUUGGAUCGGAUCACGCUGGUGACCGGUGCAAACGGCAGCGGCAAAUCCAGUCUUUACCGCUCGAUCCGGCUGCUUGCGGAAGUGGCGCAGGGGCAGGCAAUUGCAUCGCUGGCCGCCGAAGGUGGACUGCAGUCCACCUUGUGGGCCGGGCCGGAAGCCUUUUCAAGAAGGAUGAAGAGUGGCGAGGUGCCUGUGCAGGGUACCGUACGCAAGAACGUGGUGAGCCUGAAGCUCGGGUUCGCGGAUGAAGAUUAUGGCUAUGCAAUCGAUCUUGGACUGCCGGCGGAUGCAGGACGCUCGCUGUUUUCGAUGGACCCGGAGAUCAAGGCAGAAGCCCUGUGGGCAGGCGAGGCCCUGUCGCGCUCGAACGAGAUCGCCGGCAGAAACGGGCCGACGGCGAAGGUCCUGAACAGCCAGGGGCAACGGAUACCCGUCUACCAGAAUCUUGCCCGCUUCGACAGCAUGAUGACCCAUGCCGCAGAUCCGAAGGACGGACUGGAACUUCUUGUAAUGCGUGAGCGCAUGCGCGCCUGGCGGUUCUAUGAUCAUCUUCGGACAGACCGGGAUGCACCCGCCCGUUUUCCCAGAAUUGGAACAAGAACACCUGUUCUGAGCGCUGAUGGCGGUGAUCUUGCCGCUGCACUGCAGACCAUUUUGGAAAUCGGUGACGAAGUCGCGCUGGGCGAAGCAAUCGACGAUGCAUUUCCAGGCGCCUCGAUCAACGUGACCGUCAAUGAGGGUUACUUCGAACUGUUCAUGACGCAAAGGGGGUUGUUGCGGCCGCUUCGAUCGAGCGAGCUUUCGGAUGGCACGUUGCGGUAUCUGUUGCUGACGGCAGCUCUUUUGUCACCGCGUCCGGCUCCCCUGAUCGUCUUGAACGAACCCGAAACCAGCCUCCAUCCUGACCUGCUGGAACCUCUGGCCCGGCUGAUUGCGAGAGCUGCGGAAAAGACCCAGGUCAUUGUGGUGUCCCACGCACAUGAUCUGGUUGGCACACUUGCAAAGCUCUCCGGCUGCGUGCGCUACGAGUUGCGCAAGGAACUGGGGGAAACGGUUGUCGACGCGGAAGAAUUGCCUCGUUGGAACUGGCCGAAACGCUAA